Molecule: messenger RNA, 1269 nt
Organism: Epithele typhae
Lineage: Eukaryota; Fungi; Basidiomycota; Agaricomycetes; Polyporales; Epitheliaceae
Product: Adenylosuccinate synthetase
Exons: 8
Coding region: 1-1269 (422 amino acids)
Biological process (GO): 'de novo' AMP biosynthetic process; IMP metabolic process
Cellular component (GO): cytoplasm
Molecular function (GO): adenylosuccinate synthase activity; GTP binding
Source: RefSeq, a predicted model, not a curated record
AUGAGCGCUACCGUCGUGCUCGGGUCGCAGUGGGGCGACGAGGGCAAAGGCAAGCUCGUCGACAUCCUCAGCGCCGACUUCGACAUCUGCGCGCGCUGCGCCGGUGGAAACAAUGCCGGACACACGAUCGUCACGUUCGCGUUCCACCUCCUCCCAUCCGGCCUCGUGAACCCCCAGUGCACCGGCCUCAUCGGAAAUGGCGUCGUCGUGCACAUCCCUUCGUUCUUCGCUGAGCUCGACGCGCUGCAGGCGCAAGGUCUCGACUGCACCGGCCGCCUGUUCAUCUCCGACCGCACGCAAAUCGUGUUCGACUUCCACCAGAUCGUCGACGGACUCAAGGAGGUUGAACUCGGUGGCUCCAGCAUCGGCACCACCAAGAAGGGCAUCGGUCCGGCGUACUCGUCCAAGGCCUCGCGCUCCGGCCUGCGCGUGCACCAUCUGUUCGACCACGAGACGUUCGCUGCCAAGUUCCGGAAGCUCGUCGAGGGCCGGUUCAAGCGCUACGGGCACUUCGAGUACGAUACCGAAGGCGAGAUCCUUCGCUACAAGGAACUUGCCGAGAGGCUUCGGCCGUACGUUAUUGAUAGCGUUGUCUAUAUCCACAAAGCCUUGUCCGAAGGCAAGAAGGUCCUUGUCGAGGGCGCCAAUGCGUUGAUGCUGGAUAUCGACUUCGGCACUUAUCCUUUCGUCACGUCCUCUUCCACCACAGUCGGUGGAGUAUGCACUGGACUGGGUAUCCCGCCCAAGAAGAUCGGGACCGCCAUCGGUGUCAUCAAGGCGUACACCACCCGUGUGGGAGGCGGCCCCUUCCCUACCGAGCAGCUCAACGACAUCGGGGUGCACCUCCAAGAGGUCGGUCGCGAGUUCGGAACCACAACAGGCCGGAGGAGACGCUGUGGGUGGCUAGACUUGGUGGUCAUGAAGCACUCGUGCAUGAUCAACGGCUACGAUAGCCUUAACUUGACCAAGUUGGACAUCCUCGAUGACCUGGACGAGAUCAAGGUGGCUGUCAAGUAUCUGGUGGAUGAGAAGGAGCUGCCUGGAUUCCCUGCCGACCUCGAAGUGCUGGCCAAGGUCGAUGUGGUGUAUUUGACGCUUCCUGGGUGGAAGCAGUCGAUUGUGUCCGCAAGGUCGAUAGACGAUCUGCCGGGCAACUGCCAGAAGUACAUAGGGUUCAUUGAGCGGUUCCUGGGCGUGCCGAUAGAGUGGAUCGGGGUCGGUCCGGGGCGGGAGAGCAUGGUGAAGAAGGUGGGGAUGCUGGCAGUGUAG